Messenger RNA from Humulus lupulus (European hop), 1118 nucleotides. RefSeq lists its product as uncharacterized. The transcript has 2 exons. Bases 11 to 1000 code for a protein of 329 amino acids. NCBI's taxonomy places the organism in Eukaryota, Viridiplantae, Streptophyta, Magnoliopsida, Rosales, Cannabaceae. The record is from RefSeq and is a predicted model, not a curated record.
AGACGAGAAGAUGUCGCAACCUGGGGACAAUGUUCUGCGAUCUAUGUCCAGGGGGGAAAUCCUUCCUCCGGGUUGUCCGGUCCCCUUGGUGAAGAGGCUCCGGUUGACCAAGAAAACCCCUGGGACUUCUUCCAAGUCUCCUGCCAAGGGGAAAAGUCAGGGUUCUGCUGCCAUAGAGAAGGUGCCUCCACCCCCUCCUGCAGUGGAGAAGAUGGUUCCACCUCCCCCGCAACCUCCUAUCCCUAAUCGGGAACAGGAGGUACCAACCGGGACCUUGUCAGCCCCGACUCCCGGCGUGCGCGUCCUGGUCAACCCUCAGGCCUUGGAGAAAAUCCCCGAGGUCUUUAGGGGGACGGUUUACGAGACCACGACCUACAUGGUGGACCACUGCUACAACAUCAGCUCGAGGGACUUGCGAGAGAUCGAGACGAAGAGCCCCGAGAAUGUGAUGGAGUCUUCACUGGGGAUGACCCUCACGGCGGCUUUGGCUCUCCACCGAAGCAUAUCUCGGUCUAGGGCCAGGAUUGACGAGAUCCGGAGCGAGCACCAGGCUGCCCAGGCCGCCCUUGUGUCCGCUCGACAACAGGAGCAGGAUGCCAAAGCUACCCUGGCGACUGCCCGGGAAAUCGAGAGGGUCGCGCAGGCUGCCAUGGUUGCUGCGCAGGCCGAGCUGGAGGCAUCUCGGGCCAAGCUGCUGGAGGCCGAGGCGUCCAAGGUCGCCCAGGACCCCGCGAAGGUCGAACUUGAAGAGGCCAAGGCUGCCCUUGUGGCGGAGAGGGCAUCUUCCAGCUCCUCCAUGGAGGCCAUGCUGUACCAUUGCUGGGCCUUCAACCAGGAUGGUGACUUUUCCUUCCUGGGGCCAGACAUGUGGGAGUCCUUCUUGGAGAAGUUCAAAGCUCGCCUUCAACAAGAGGCGCCCUCUGAGACCGGGGAGACUUCCACUGCAACCGAGCAGGAUGCCGAGGGGGUGACUUCAUCAGAGCAGCCUGGCGGGGCUUAGGAUUUUUGUUCCUUUCUCUUAUCAUUUUUUUUAUUUGUAACUUUUCAUUACGAGGUUUUUUAUCCUCGAGACAAUUGAUUUCCUUAGAUUUAUUUUAAUCUAUUUAUAUAUAUUUGUG